Messenger RNA from Oryzias melastigma (Indian medaka), 1614 nucleotides. RefSeq names its product actin-related protein 3. Gene Ontology annotation, molecular function: actin filament binding. Lineage: Eukaryota; Metazoa; Chordata; Actinopteri; Beloniformes; Adrianichthyidae. Gene Ontology annotation, cellular component: actin cortical patch; Arp2/3 protein complex. The record is from RefSeq and is a predicted model, not a curated record. Gene Ontology annotation, biological process: Arp2/3 complex-mediated actin nucleation.
AGGAGGCGAUGUUGCUCCCUCGAAGCUGCUGAGUCUGCGGAGGAGAAUUUCCACCGAACCCGGAAGCGCUCUCGAAGCCGCCGCCGCAGCAGGGUUUCAUUCAGGCUGCAGCCUCGGACAUUAGCCUCCCCGUAAGGCCCCGCCGGUGACAGGCGCUUCGUUCAGCUUCUCGUGGACCGCACAAAAGGAGCGCAAACAUGGCUAGUCGGCUCCCGGCUUGUGUUGUUGACUGCGGAACCGGGUACACGAAGCUUGGCUAUGCAGGAAAUACGGAACCCCAGUUUAUUAUACCUUCAUGUAUUGCAAUCAAAGAGUCGGCGAAGGUUGGAGACCAGGCGCAGCGCAGAAUGAUGAAGGGAGUCGACGACCUGGACUUCUUCAUCGGAGACGAAGCCAUCGACAAGCCGUCGUACGCAACCAAGUGGCCCAUCCGUCACGGGAUCGUGGAGGACUGGGACCUGAUGGAGAGAUUCAUGGAGCAGGUCAUCUUCAAGUAUCUGCGGGCAGAACCUGAGGACCACUACUUCCUGUUGACUGAGCCUCCUCUCAACACACCUGAGAACCGCGAGUACACCGCAGAGAUCAUGUUUGAGUCCUUCAACGUGCCAGGGCUCUACAUCGCUGUUCAGGCUGUUCUGGCGCUGGCUGCCUCCUGGACCUCCAGACAGAUCGGAGAGCGAACGCUGACGGGAACUGUCAUCGACAGCGGCGACGGCGUCACUCACGUCAUCCCAGUGGCUGAAGGUUACGUCAUCGGCAGCUGCAUCAAACACAUCCCCAUCGCUGGGCGAGACAUCACCUACUUCACCCAGCAGCUGCUCCGAGAGCGGGAGGUGGGGAUUCCUCCGGAGCAGUCGCUGGAGACGGCCAAAGCUGUCAAGGAGCGUUUCAGCUACGUCUGUCCUGACCUGGUGAAGGAGUUCAACAAGUACGACACAGACGGCUCCAAGUGGAUCAAGCAGUACACCGGGAUCAACGCCAUCUCCAAGAAGGAGUUCACCAUCGACGUGGGAUACGAGCGCUUCCUGGGCCCCGAGAUCUUCUUCCACCCCGAGUUUGCCAACCCAGACUUCACUCAGCCCAUCUCGGAGGUGGUGGACGAAGUCAUCCAGAACUGUCCCAUCGACGUGAGGCGCCCGCUCUAUAAGAACGUUGUUCUGUCUGGAGGCUCCACCAUGUUUAGGGACUUUGGCCGACGGCUGCAGAGGGACCUCAAGAGGACCGUGGACGCCCGCCUGAAGAUCAGCGAGGAGCUGAGUGGCGGCAAAUUGAAGCCGAAGCCCAUCGACGUGCAGGUCAUCACCCACCACAUGCAGAGGUACGCCGUGUGGUUCGGAGGAUCCAUGCUGGCGUCCACCCCGGAGUUCUACCAGGUGUGUCACACCAAGAAGGACUACGAGGAGAUCGGACCGAGCAUCUGCCGCCACAACCCGGUGUUUGGAGUCAUGUCUUAGGAGAAGCGUGUUUAGCCGAGGUUUGAGAGGGAAAAUACAUGUAAAAAAAUAAAGAAAUGGAUCAGGAGAGGCAGAAACCUCACACGCCACCGAGGCUUUGUGUCGAGUGGAGCGACGGUGGACCAAACUGCAAAACGCAGUUUUUUUUUUUUUGUUUUUU